Messenger RNA from Salvia hispanica, 1371 nucleotides. NCBI's taxonomy places the organism in Eukaryota, Viridiplantae, Streptophyta, Magnoliopsida, Lamiales, Lamiaceae. The record is from RefSeq and is a predicted model, not a curated record.
AAUUAUUACUCGUAAGUCUAACUGUAAUACUGCGUGAAGCAUAGAAUUUAGGAAGAUUGAAGAAAUGGGCGUAGCUCAACAAAUGGAUUGCCGAAAUUGGGAGGAAGGUUCCUAUAGAGACGUCAUUUUGCAAGAGAGAGAAACCCUUUCUCGGACCGUUUUCCGGACCGCCUAUGCUCCAAACCCUAAUCCCAAUCCCAAUUCCGACCAUGUCGUCACCGCUUCCAGCGACGGCUCCGUCGCCGCUUACUCCAUUUCCGCCUGUCUCGAGAUGGGCUGCGGAAGCUCCAGGAAUCGAAAUUGGUUAGCUGCAGAGCCAGAGUUUCUGAUUCGAGGCCACGAUGGGCCAGCUUAUGAUGUUAAAUUUUAUGAUGAUUCUUUAUUGCUCAGUUGUGGUGAUGAUGGCCGGAUUCGAGGGUGGAAAUGGAAUGAAAUAUUAGAAAGCAAGGAAUCCGAGCAUGGAGACAAGAUGAAGCCAGUACUUGACUUGGUGAAUCCUCAACAUAAAGGUCCUUGGGGUGCCCUUUCUCCAAUACCAGAAAACAAUGCUAUUGCAGUAGACUCUCAGAGUGGAUCUAUAUAUGCUGCUGCUGGCGAUUCUUGUGCAUAUUGUUGGGAUAUGGAGAAAUCCCAGGUCAAGAUGGUUUUUAAAGGCCAUUCAAACUAUCUACAUUGUAUCGUUUCAUGCAAUUCGAGUAGUCAGAUUAUUACUGGUUCAGAAGAUGGCACAGCACGGAUAUGGGAUUGCAAGAGUGGGAAGUGUAUUCAAGUAAUUAAUCCAGAAAAAGUAGGCUCAGGCGGUUCCUUUCCAUGUGUUAGCUGUAUUGCUCUUGAUUCUAGUGAGAGUUGGUUGGUUUGUGGAAAGGGCCAGUCUUUAUCAGUUUGGAAUCUUCCUGCCCGUGAAUGUGUCUCAGUUGCUAGAACUCAGGCUUCUGUCCAAGAUGUUCUGUUUGACGAAAAUCAAGUGAGGUCUUAUUGUAGCUGUUGGGUCAGAACCACUGCUCACACGAUUAAACAUGAAUGGGGAUGUUAUUUCACAGAUCGAGUGUGCUCCAACAUCUGCAUUUUCUGUUUCUUUGCACCCUUCGGGGGUAGCAGCGGUAUCUGGUUAUGGAGCGCUCGUCGACAUGAUCUCACAAUUCGGGAGCCACUUGUGUACAUUUCGCUGUAGGGGGCUAUAAGUUGAGGAUCAUAUUCAUGGCCUUCUUUGUCAACAUGAAAUUUUAUUUGUGUCAUUUUUCUUUUUCAUUUGAUCAUUACACUAGACGAUAAAUCUUUCACAAAAUGUUUAGCCCCAUUGUUGUUAUGUUUACUAGACGAAAAAUCAUUCAUUUUACUUUUUGUAUUCCAAAAACUUUCUUCUUUUCGCAA